AACCGGCCCAACCCUCUCAGUCUCGGGUCGCCAGUCCUCGCCUAGGUUUAGGCAUCCAGCGGCCGCAGCCUCCACACCACGAGCGGAAGGAGAUCGCCGGAAGAGGGGGGAGGCGCGGAGAUGAGCGGAAGCGCGUUCAACGCGUUCAAGUCGCGGGUGCCGGUGGCGUGGAGUCCCCGGCUGUACAUCACGCUGGUGCGGGGCCUACCGGGCACGCGCCGCCUCCACCGCCGCACGCUCGAGGCCAUGCGCCUCCGCCGCUGCCACCGCACCGUCGAGCACCGCACCACGCCGUCGCUGCUCGGGAUGCUCACCCAGGUGAAGCGCCUCGUCGCCGUCGAGACCGAGGAGAUGUACAACGCGCGCAAGCAGGCCGAGGCGGAGAGGCGCGCGCCCAGACCCCCGCUCGUCGUCUCCCACCACCAGCCACCGCCGCCGGCUCUGAAGCCGGCAGCCGCCGCCGCGGAGGGUGCUGCUGCCACUGCGCCAUAGCCUCUGGGCAUCAGAAGACUUUCAUUACAGUUCAGCAGGUUAAUAAUUAAACUGCCCUGUGUUUUGGGUCUGCUGGUCUCCACUCCCCAGACGAUAGCAUUGGAUCCUCUUGCUCAACAAGAUCUGACAACCGAUAUGUCUCUAGAUCGUUGUAUGGUGCGACUUGCAUUGGCCCUACACAACGACUGAGGGCAUAGUUUCCCAAUGCUUUUAUCUAGAAUCAAGUUCCGCUGUUUGGUUUCA
Molecule: messenger RNA, 735 nt
Organism: Zea mays
Lineage: Eukaryota; Viridiplantae; Streptophyta; Magnoliopsida; Poales; Poaceae
Exons: 2
Coding region: 121-492 (123 amino acids)
Biological process (GO): translation
Cellular component (GO): large ribosomal subunit; mitochondrion
Molecular function (GO): structural constituent of ribosome
Source: RefSeq, marked predicted